Molecule: messenger RNA, 626 nt
Organism: Poecilia reticulata (guppy)
Lineage: Eukaryota; Metazoa; Chordata; Actinopteri; Cyprinodontiformes; Poeciliidae
Gene: s100w
Product: S100 calcium binding protein W
Cellular component (GO): perinuclear region of cytoplasm
Molecular function (GO): transition metal ion binding; calcium ion binding; calcium-dependent protein binding
Source: RefSeq, a predicted model, not a curated record
UGUUCGUGUGAGUCACACACAGCGUUCCCCGCUGUUUAAGAGAAGGUCUUUCCUCUCAAGCCUGCGGCAGUCUCAGUUUGGGACCAAGCUGCUGACACAGGGGCGACCUCUCUUCACCUGGUGGACGCAAACUGUCAGCCUCAACCAUGGCCCGCAUGGAUCAGGUCAUCACAAACAUUGUGGACAUUUUCAUGGAGUACGCUGAUGACGGUGGCAAGAAAUGUCAGCUGAACAAGGAGGAGCUCAAAAAGCUCUUCGAACAGGAAAUCCAGAGCCCCGACUUAAAGGAUAAAAUCAGUGCAGGUGACAUCGAGGAAGCAAUGGAGAUGUUGGACAAAAACCACGACGGAGAGGUGAACUUCCGCGAGUUCUGUCGGUGUGUGACAGAGCUCGCUAAAUGCUACUACCACAAGAAGACGGGAAGGGGAGGGAGAAGAGGCAGGGGGAGAAACCAGGAGGGGGAAGAGGGAGAAGGCUGAAGAAACUAAAAGGUCCAACCAAAUAAGAGAAAAAUACUAGAUGUGGUACUGCUGACUCUUCAAGCUGCUGAAAAAAAAACAACUUUUCUUGUUUGCUGGUUUCCAAAGUAACGUGCAUAAUGUCUGAAAAUAAAUUAUAGCUAUGAA